AUGGCCGGAGUCUCCAUUCUGCCUGCCGUGGUCGCCACCGUUGGCAGGCCCGUGGCAUGGGGGAGGAAGGCAGCGGCGAGGGGAUCGCGGAGGACGCCGCCGCCGGUGAAGACGAUCGUGGCGAGGACGAGGGUGAUCGACGGCGCGACCAAGGAGAUGAACGCGAUCGCCUCCCGCGACCUAGAUUUCGCCCCCGGCCGGCGGUACGUCCGCGACGCCUUCUCCGGGGCCCAGCAGCGCCUCGAUCACUUCCUCUUCAAGGUACGAGCAACACUAGUAGCCGGAAAGUGCGGAAGGAAGAUUUGGUAAAUAAAGUAAUCCCGAGCCCCCAUUGGAUCCUACGUUGCAGCCACCAUCCCUCGACUGAAUUCCGUGGUCAUUUUUGUUUCUUCAAUCUGAUGGAGACUUUUUGAUCUUCCGAUCAGUGACAUCGGUAAAAUCUCGCCGGGGAGGUCCUUUUUUUUGGUCUGAUUACGGAGGGGAUUCCUGUGCCCAAGCAGUCGAAAGGAUGCGGCCCGAUCGUAGUUGCUCCCUGUUUAUCUCGCCUUGUAGAUGUUCAUCAAACGACUCUAAGCUGUUUCGAUUGGUCCCUUGCAGAUGGCUCCGACAGGACUCCAGAUGGAAGAGGUGAAAAUAGCUCUCCCUUUUCUAUUUAAAUUCAAAAAUGUGAAAGGAAAGGUUAAUGUCAACGUAGCUUUUCUUUACACUUGCGAGUGUUCGAUUUUGCAGAGAUACGAAAUGAACUCCAAAGGAUUAGAUAUAUUCUGGAAAAGCUGGCUUCCAAGGCCAGGGAUCCCCAUCAAGGGGACCCUCUUCUUCUGCCAUGGCUAUGGUGACACCUGCACUUUCUUUUUCGAAGGUCUGUCCUAGUCUAGAACCCAAACCGAUGUAUCACUAAGGAAUUCAUAAUAAGAAGAAAUAUACAUAGGCAUUCAUUAAAUGAUCCAUGGUAAUUCAUUUUCUUGCGAUUUUUGUUCACAGGGAUUGCCAAGAUGAUUGCUAAUGAAGGUUAUGCAGUUUAUGCUAUGGAUUAUCCUGGCUUUGGCCUUUCUGAUGGGCUGCAUGGAUACAUCCCCAACUUUGACGAACUGGUGGAUCACGUCAUUGAGCAGUAUACACGUAUCAGAGGUGUGAUACCAUCUUAAGUCAGAAACCUAUUUAAGUGUACAUGAUAAAUGCACUAAAUCAAUUAUACAGAUUCCAUCACACAGAAAUUGAAGACGUUCCUGAGUUGUAGACGUCGUGAAAAACCACAAAAAAUGCUUAGAUGACUUUAGAUUGGUGUUAAUUUAUGCUCUGAGCUUAAUCUAGGUGUUAAUUUUAAUGAUGUAUUAUAGCCACAAUUUGAAGGAGGCAUACAAUAUCCAGAGAUUCAGGUCAAACCGGAUGAUACUUCUCACUAAUGUCAUAAGGGUAUGUAAAUAAGGAUAAAACCAUAGGUUAGUUAUUCUGAUAUCUGCAUAUAAACAGCUGUGUAAGUCUUCAUAGGAAGUUAAAGAAGUGCAGGGCUAUCUCAAAAAGAUUAGUUUCUCCAAGUCCUAUAAAUUGUACUUCCUCUCCUUCGUUUAGUCAAGAGCUCAGCAAAGUACCUUGACAAGCCUUUAGCACUCCCUUUGAAUUUUUCCCCUUUUUUUUCUGUUUCCUCCUCGUUGUCUUUGUUCACUUAAAUCUAGGCAUCUACAAAGAAAUCUUACUACUUCAGUGGCCACCAAUGUCAGUGUGCCCAUCAAUAAAUGGCAUGUCUUGUUAGAGAGAAAAUGUUGCUUCCAGUUUCAUGUCUUGAUGUGGAUGGGUGUUCAACAACAUUUAACAUUUACCACACAUCAAUUUUCUGUGUUUGGAAAUAAUUAAGUCUUUUGAAGCUCAUAAGCUAUAAGGUGGCUAUUGGGCUUCAGAUGAAAGAGGGAAGAGGCAGACCCAGGAGCUACUUGCCGAUUUUGCCUAAGCGGGGCAACAUCUCAAAUUAUAGUAUCUUUUUGUGAAUCUAUUUUGGACUGUAAAUUCGAUGCAGAUGACUUGUAGGAGUUACCAUGAAAGAGAUUUUAAGUGUUGGAAAAAGAAGUAUUUAUGCUUGUUAUUAAUCAGCCGUGACACAUUUGUCUCUUCAAAUGGAAUUGUGGUUGACCUUCAUAAAGUCAAAGCCAAAAUGGAUUAGUUUGGGUGAUAGAUCUCUAGUUGAGAACCAAAAACACAGUUCUUGUAGGGUGAUAGAUCUUUUCAUGUUUCUCCCUUUGGUAAAAAGUCCAACUCUCCUAUUGCCAACCCUUUUUUCUCAUUAGUUGCCUUUCUUCUCCUUCGUUUCCUUUGCCAAUGUUACUUCCAUUUAUCUUUCCGUUGCAAUCCUUUCUAACCAAACCGACAUGGAAGCAGAAGUCAGGAGCUACCAUAUGCAAAAUUGGUGCCUGCAGGCUCACUGCCAAUAUAGAGGAGAUACCAGCUUUUUGCCAAAUGUUGAUAUGCUGUCCACUGCCCACUGUCUUAAGAUCUCACAGACACUAAGGGAUGCUUUUGUUUACUGUUAACCUUUCUGCUCUCCUCUCAAUUCAUUGUUUAGCAUCACUAUAGUGGUACCCUAAAUAACAGUCCAUUUUUUUUUAGAACAUAUGAAACCACCAAUGAAUUCGAAAUGAAAUAUUGAUUUUCUUUGCCUUUUUUUGCAUAAUCAUUUUGAGGCCAACACUUCCAACUCAACGAUUUCCAUAACCAAAGAAAAUUGCUAGGGAAAAUCUGCCAAAAAAGGAUAAAAGUUAAGAGUUUCUAGUCUUUUUUUGACAGCAUGCUUUCUAAAUUAAUGUAUUCUAAAAUAAUUGCUAUUCCAUGCAGAAAAUAAAUAAACAUCGUCUUUAUGGUUGACCUGUGCUAGAUGGUAUAUAAGAGGUUAGGUUAUCUAUUGUGUACCUUUGCUACUGAAAUAUCUUAUUAAUUUUUGUACCAGUUAUUAUUCUGUAAAUUUAGAGAUCUCUUAUACACCUUUCCAUUUUGAAAAUUUUCAGCAAUCACUAUGCCAAAUUUCACAGCAGAAGGGGACCACAUGUUGGCUAGAAAAUUAUAAGUAAUGCAUAUAUGAUGUGGAAUCUUGAAAAAGUAUAAGAAACUUUUUCCUUGUGAGGUUUACAUCCCACAGAUCCAGAAAUCGCAUCCUUCUCCACUCGUAUUCUUCAUUAUUAUCUAGUAUUGGAAGUGGUUAACCUAUGUGAUUUAGAUUAACUCCAUAGUAAGGUGUCUCCCAAUUUCAUUUGUCAAAUUGAACUACUUGGACCAAUAGGAUACGUUAUUAUUUAGAUUAAUAAAAGGGAUUGCAGGCAAUGAAUGGCAAUGGUUCUGUGCCACGUAGGCUUGGAACUGAAUCUGUAUUCUUUUUAGGUCUUUGUGAAGACUAGCAAAAUUAUAGAUGGUUCUCAAUCGUUAAUCCAACAACUCCAUAGUCCUAACUUUUUCUAUGCUGUCCUUUUAUCACUGCACCCUUGAUUAUAUCUAGGAAUAGACUGAAUAUUUUUUUGCACAAAAUUAACAAUACUUCGUUCUACUAUUCAGGAAACAACCAUUGCCUGUGCUGUAGCCAUAAACCCAAUAUCUCAUCAUUCUUUUUUCUCUAUAUUUGGCUGGUUCAGAAAGUUGGCUAAAGCUGUGGACUGCGCUUAGAGUCCAUAUAUUAUGUGGAUCAUGCCUUGAAUUUUUGUUUAAGGAUGUAAUGAGACUUGGUAUUUCAUGUUUCAAGCAUUGUAUAGCCUAUUAUGCUUGCAUAAUGGUAAUGAUUAAUAUUCUUUCAACUUGAGUAAUGCAGCUACCCAUGCAUUGCGUGGACUGCCGCACUUUUUAUUGGGUCAGUCAAUGGGAGGAGCUGUUGCAUUAAAGGUUCAUUUGAAACAGACCAAAGAGUGGGAUGGAGUUAUCCUCGUUGCACCGAUGUGUAAGGUAACCUGUUUCAUAGAUCGUGUCCCCCCAACUAAGAUUUAACUUUCCCCUUUUUCAUUAAACAUUGUGAAUGUUAUCGUCGUUUUAUUUAGUCUUCAGUACUUUAAUUUGGUAUGAAUUUACUUAUUUAAGAAAAUUCAGACUAUCUAGCUAGAGAUAUUUUGUAACAUGAUUGAGCCUGGACAAAAAAAUUACUUCAUAUGUUGUUGACAUUUAAGCAGACAUACAUUGACAUUCACUCUCAUAGUUCCAUUUCUUUUCAAGGCUUUCUGUUAUCAUACAUUGCGUCUGAUGUCGGACAAGGAAGUGGUUCUGACUCAGGAUGCAUCUUGAUUGUAUUGUGAAUUAGUGUGCAUGUGUGAAAGCUACAUCGGACGGGUAUGUUUUGUUUUAUUAAGUACUAGGUAAUGGUCAUGAGGGUCUGUCUACCUUGAUGUUGAUGAGACUAGGAAUGUGUGUGUGUGUGUGUGUGCGUGCGUGUGUGUGUGUGUGUGUGUGUGAGAGAGAGAGAGAGAGAGAGAGAGAGAGAGAGAGAGAGAGAGAGAGAGAGAGAGAGAGAGAUGUAUCUGAUCCAAUAUCAGGACAGGAUCCACAAGAAUACUUGUUACCUCCAAAAUUUUGGUGUAAACCGGUUGUUUGACGUGAACCCAAAUUCUGUUCGGUGUAGGAACGGGUGUAGUUUUUCUGUCAGGAUAGAUGUGUCUGACUGUGAGGACAGAAAAGAGAUUUUCAACACAGGGGACUUUUGUUUUGUUUUGUUUUGUUUUGUCUUGCUCUUUCUCUGCCACUGAUCUUUGGUACAAACCACCCCCCCAAACAAAAAGAUGAGAGAAGACCUGGAUUGAGUUAGAGAACAAAGAAGAAGGACGAUAGCAGGAGAGUUCCCCUGGAACCAUGGGUCGCCCCAGAGGCUUUCGAGAGACCUCCUGAUCUCCCAAUGACUAUCCUUUGUCUCUCUCCAAGAGUGUCCGCCCUCCUCCUACAGCCCAGGCCCUAAGUGCCUCGAAUUGCAACCUUGCCCCUCCCAUUUUACAGAGGACGCCAUCCUUGAGGUGAUCUUUUCCUCCUAAAAUAGAUGGCUGCGGGGCAUAUCAAUACUCCUCCCUGAGGUGGAAGUCAGUAUAUUGGUGUUGACUCGCCCCUGUUGACUCCCAAGUGGUUUCAAAUGCGGAAGAUCUCUAUUAUAUCCAUGCUUCCUGCCUUCGAGCCACAUGGUGUAGGCCCACUACAUAGUGUGGCUGGACUGACCGUUAAGUUGAGAUCCUUGCUGAUAGGUGAGUCCUCUGGCUACACUAACAGUAAAUCGAAGGCUCCUCUUCAAAUCCAGCAUCUCACAAGGCUUCCUCAAAAGGCUUACUCUCAUAGACCCAGAAAUAUAUUCGAUAGGGCUUGUUUCAAUGUAGUCGUUUUCAUUGGAACAUAUACACUCUACAGGGCUACAAAGCCUCUAGGAGUCUGUCAAGUCUUGCGAAUGUCAUCAUCCGCUUCUCCCUCAAUGACCUCUGAUUCUUCUAUCCUCUCAGACCAAUGCCUUUCCUGCACCAGCAGAGGACGGUAUUCUCCAGAGUACCUACCUUCCAGAUGAAUUCCUUGUACCUCUUUCUGACCUGGUGGCCUCGUAUGUGACCCUAUAGUUUGAUCACAUGCUGGCACAAGGUCAAAUAGUUGUUGCGUCCUCUCCAACCACAAUGCUUCUUCUGAAUACAAAGAGCGGCAGUGUGAAGCUUUUGAUCACGAUGCCCACAGAGAACGUCUGAUACUGCAAAAAGAUCAUGAAUUUCUACUUAUCCUUUAACAGUCUUGUAAAAACCAAUCCAUACCAUCAAAUGUAUCAUUACUACCUACCAAUAGUAACGCAAUAAUUUUCCGAAUGGAUCAUGUGUAUCUACUUCCCUUCUAAGGUCAACCUUUGGCAGAUCCUUUCCUUCCUUUUGAUUGUGGUUAGCAUCACAUCCAUGUAGGAGAAUCCGUCCAAAUUUAAUAAGUAAAGUCCAUUCCUCAGUGCCCUUCGCUGGAAAAACUUCUCUUACCGUAACAGAUGUUUCAGGCUUCACACGAUAUUCAAAUUCUCUUACUUCACUGCAAGAUUCCUGAUUGCCAGCCAUCAUCCAACCUUGGACAUGUUGAGGAGCAUGACAACAUAUCGCACCUUUCUGAAUGAUUUCCACUGGAACUUUAAUGUCUCCAAACAUUACUUUCAAGUCAUAUCCCAGAUAAUUUCAAGAGAAAUGACCAGUAAUAACAACCUUUGUACUUUCAGAGGAAUAUGCCUACUCAGGAGAAAUUUCAAGAAUACAAAAAAGGUGUCGUUGUGAAAAAUUUGGGCAUGAAUCCGUUUCAAUAGAUGACAUUAAUUGACUCUGGCCAAAUAACAUUUCUGAGGAGUUAGAAAAAUAUUGUACUGUUGCCAGCAAGAAAAUUCAUGUUAAUCAUCCCAUCAAUUGUAGUUUCCUCCUUCACCACCAUGGAAUUGCCAACAAAAUUCUUACUUUCAGCUUCAUACAUGAUUUUAUCUUCAACUCCCUGAGUAUGUUUGGUGGAUGUUGAUGAUUCAAUGGGACCACCAGGACCCAAGAGAAUUUUUCUAGUUGCUGAAAGAUGCAACAACAAAUUUCUCUCUGGAUUUUGACUAUUAUUUCCUCCAUAAUCUUCCUGAAACAUUACUUCCGACAUUGUACAUAAACUACUCAUUUUUGUAGAAUACAAAUGUAUCUCCAUUUGUCUCAUUUCUUUGGGAGGAAAACAAUUUCAAUUACACCCAUUCUUUCAGAAGAAGCCCAAGCAUCUUUUGAGAAAAAUGUUUCGGACGUCUUCUCUUGUGUGCGAAACCUAGUUGAGCUAGAUGCGGUCAGCUCCAGCAUUUCUCUCAGAAGUGAGAUGAUUCCUUCCAGCUAUAUGCUCGGAGUUUAACAGUUGAAAUAUCAGUUGCCGAUCCUUGCUGGUCCUCUGGAGCAACAUCAAGCUAUCAGAGUCAUCAUCUUGUCCCAUGUAUUCAGAUCUGCAGCUUUAUUUCUGUGCAUAGCUAGCGUAGCCUCUGCUCUAAAAUUAAUAUGCUUCUCAGCCUGCAAAUUAUUCUGUCUGGAGUUGUGUGAAAUAUUUUCUUUAAUGGAGUCGUAAUCAUUAUCCAAGGAAAAUAACAUCCAUCCAGCUCGCCAUUAGCAGUUCUUAUAGAAGAUGCACGACUCCCUACUUCUGUAGAUACUGGACUGCAAGAAACGUUUGUGGUUCCUUCGAUGUGGUCAUUGCCCAGUGCAUUGAGGGUGAAAGGAGAACCUGUUGACAAAUCUGAUAUUUUCCAUGCGUAUAGCUUCCCUCUUUGUACAGAGAAAGGUGGUCUCCCCAUAUGCCGUCUUGAAUUAUCCAUAUCACUAGCACGUGCUCAAAAGGUUCCUGCAUGUUAUGUAACGAGUUCUUUUCCGCAUCAUAAACUCCUGCUGUUGAAAUAUUCUCCUGUUAGCACACCAUAUUCUUGCAUCUUCUGAAAUUUCAUUCAAAAUGUUGAAGGUUUCAUGAAGGGUUGAACGAUGAUCAUGCAAAUCACCAUAGCUAAGUCCAUAUUUUCCUGAAAAAAAUUUGAACCAUUUUUAAAUGUGGCCCUUGAAAUUGGUUUCAAUUUUAGGCCAACAGCACCAUCAAUAGUCUUCGGUUCGUUUACAGAUAACAGAGGAAGUCCCUUCCCUUACAGAAUUUUAGGCCAGUUGGUUCCAUCCUCGUUGAAAAUUCCAGGUGGUUACCUUGCAUUGCUCCAUUCUUUCCUAUGUUUGGUAAAAUUCUUUUUCUUCUCGCACCUGUCCUUGCUUUCUUGCAUUUGAGACGUCAUUUUCUGUGGAUUUAAUCCCUCUGGCGUCCAGCUUGUGACCCCAUUUCUCCAUUGAUGUUUGAUGUUCCUCCAUCUUGUCCAAAUGCUGUAAGAUCCUAUCUAGCAUGCUGGCAAUAUCUUCCCUCAUCUUCUUCAAGUCGUUCUUCACACCUUCAAUGUUUGCCUCUAGGUUGUCAAGGUGGUUGUGGGGCCAGUGGUUACAAGAAUCUGGUCUGAUACCAAAUGAUGCCCCCCCCCCACACACACACAGAGAACUGACACAGAAGAUCAGAAAAGACUUGGAUUCAAAAUUAGAGAACGAACAAGAAGGAAAAGAUAAUAAGAAGGGUUCCGCAAGAACCCUAGGUCGCCAUGGAGGCUUUCAAGAGGCCUCCCCUUCUUCCAGUGACUAUCCUCCGUCUCCCUCCAAAAGUGUCCCCCUCCUCUGCAGGCCGAUCUCCAGUACUUGUCCUAAAUGCCUCAAAUUACAAUCUUACCCCUCCUCCUUUAGACAGGAAGUCCUCCUUGAGGAGGUAUUUUUUCCUCUAAAAUGGAUGACUGCUGUGUCGUAUUAAUGUUCUUCCUACUCUCCAUCUUGAUGAAGGCUCAGUAACAUUCUGCACGUUCUUUAUUUGUAGCUUUUUGUUCCCCAUCACAGAUCAUCUUUGAUCCUACACAAUCUUGCCUUGGCAAAGGGAUGACUUCAACAGCAUCAGGCUUGUCAGAGGAAAAGUUACCAUCGUUGGCCAUAGAAAAAAUUCAAGAAACACGAUACAAAAUCAUCCUCACAUAGUUGUAUCUAAAUAAGGCCUUCUCAGUUGUCCGUUAUUCAAUUUAGGAUCCACUAACUCUGUCAUCAAGAAAGGAUUUUAUAUUGAUCCCAAAAGUAAAGACAAAAGUAUCGACUGUCUUUUGCAUGAUUCUUUUUCAGGCAUUACUCUAAUCAAAACUUAGAGCUCCUCAUAUUUACUGCUCUUCCUCUCCAAACCGGACUCCUUCUGGGAAGGAACUAUUCAAUUUUGCUUGUUGUUUGAAGCAUAAAGUUUGAAAUCGUCAUAUAAUUUUUCUGUUCAAACACCCAUAUCAGUAGCAAACGUUCUUCUACAUAACUGCCAUAUAUGUGUAAAUCAGUAUAUAUCAUCAUUACUGUGAUAACCUCAAGAAAGUCAAGUAUUAAUAAUGUCGAAUAUAAACUAGGAGUAUUGUGGCAUUGAUAUCCGUAUCUCAGUACUCUUCGCCUGUAGCUCAUGAAAUCAUUGAUUCCGUAUGAGUCAAGCUAGAGAUGUGUGAAUGUUACUCCACCUGAUUCGCAAUGUCUUUCCUACGUCUACAUGUCUUAUCUGGUUUUGGGUCAGACAUAAUGUUUGGUUUUCUGCAACUUAGAUGCAUCUGGUUUCCAUUCCAAGGUUGUUGGGUGGUAUGAACCAUGAUAUUUGCUUUAUUAAAAAAUACAACCGAUCCAUAAAUCACUACAGUCAUUCCACUGACAGCUACAAUAGCACAAGAUGAAACUGAUAUCUGUAUACCUAUAAAUCCACAUAUUUAUAUAUAUAUAUAUAUAUAUAUUCGUUUCCACCAUCAUACUCGGAUAUGUAUCGUACUGAAGGCUGAUGAGGCAUCAUCAAUUACAUUUAUUAUAAAAGAUCCUACAUUAAAUGAAAUUUCAUAUAUUCUCUUUGAUAUCUAAUGUUUUUUAAUUUUUCUACAACUACUGAAUUUAAUACUUUUUAAUUCGUUCUAAUAAUUCAACGUUAUAAAAAAAAUUGUCAAUAGGUAAAACUUGUGCUAAUGUUGUGUCGAGGUGUAGUAUACAUAUUGGGUUAUUGUUCUCAUAGUAUUCUGCUCUUUCUUACUCUUUCCUGUGUGCAUAUAACAAUGAAAAACGUGAGAUAAGGUCAACGGAAUUCACAGAAUUUAGAUGCUUUAUAUCAUAGAUCCGGGACAUACGUGAAAGGAAAAUUGCCUAUUGAUGGACAUCAUAUGGGAAAGGCAUUGCUGUUCAUGGACUCAGAUUGUAACACCCAGAAACAUGUACAUAAAUGUAGGUAACCAUCCACUAUAUAGCAUUUUCAGUAAAGUUUCAUUCACAUGAAUGUGGGGAAUCGUCUGGUAGACUUUAUACAGCUUAAUUUUGUUGCCUUUACAUGAAUAUGCAUGGGCACAUGUUAGGAUAGUCUGGCCUCGAGGUAGAGCAAAAUUUGGCCUUCUACAUAUUUGGGAUGGUUUCCUCUUUCAAUAGACCACUCACAUAUGUAGCUUGAAGCUUCUCCUUCUGAGAUGCCAUCUAAAAGCAAUAUCUCAGACAUAAUCUCAAACUUUAGGUAAAGUUCCACCGUUUGUUAAUUGUGUGUCAGGCUUCAAUAACAAGAACCAAUCCCAAAUGAUAUUUGUAGUUUGCUUGAUUUCGUAGAAGAACCAGAAUUCACAUGCCUGCUUUGGGUAAAUAUUUAAGUGACAGAAUUCUGUAAUUUAAAUCGUUGAUAAACGUUAAAGAAUCAUGAUAUCUCUGGAAUUAAAAUUGACGCAAACCAAAAAAGAAUAAAGAGUAGGGGAAAUUUUCUAUCGUAUCAAUUCAUAGAAAAAUUGCUGGUUACAUACAAUUACCUUGGCUUCAGAAAAGGAAAACUACCGAGGUUGAAUCCCACGAUUUAUUGGGUACUGAACCAAAUUAGGGAACUCACCGACAAACUAACCCUUAAUUAUACGUUUUCUCCCACAGAAAUGCCGGACUUUAUUUUCGCGCAAUAGGAGCUCAGUAUCUUUUCUGCUUCUGAAACAGUCCUAAAUAUGGCCUGCCUAAUCCUCAUUGACAUAGACUUAAUUUCCUUUAAGUAUGCAUUUUUUGGCAAACUGGCAUUUCCAAUGGUGCUCCGAUUAUUUAAUAUUUCAAAUUGUUUGAGUCCUAGUUCAAAUUGAUUUUCUUGCUAAUUAAAAGUAGUAAUUGGUUUUACUGAAUUUACUAGAUUUCACAAGAUGUAACUCCUUCCCCGCCAAUUUUGAAGACCUUGACCAUCCUCUCCUAUUUUCUACCACAAGCAAAGUUGUUCCCUUCUCAGGACAUUGGGGAGCUCGCAUUCAGGGACCCUGAGAAAAGAAAAAUGGUAUGGAUUCGCUAUGAUCCCGGUUCAUGCAAAUAAUUGAAGUAUUUGACAUUUUUUCACAGAAACUUAUUUACAAGAUGCAGUAAAACUGGGCAUAUUUACCCGAGCAUGAAUUCUCCCUGGAAACAUAUUUGGUGAAAUUGUUGAUUAGGUUUCAAAUUUCUUAUCUUUGCGAUGAUUUUUUUUUUUUCAAAUUUUGUAUUCGCUUUGAAAUAUGGGUAGACUAGUGAAUGGUCAUGAUUUUGAAAAGGCUUUAUCUCACCUCUUAGAGCGAAUUGUUUUGCGAUCUAAAUGGUUUCUUGUCUUGAACUUAAUAUUUUUUGACCUGAUAAUGAAAGGCUACACGACAAUUUCAAUGAAUAUUUUUGUUAGCAUUAAAUGACGAAUUAAUAGUCGCAUAAAUUUAUUUGUUCUCUCUUGAAUUGGGAAAUCAUUUUAAACUGAUCAUACUUCGUGCAUUCCCGCUAUCCUUGCUACUACUAGGUCUAUUCUUUUAGCUAAAGUUUAAUAUUAAAGCAAUACAAAUUCUUAGGAUCACCAUGGUUUAUGAGACUGGCCUAUUUAGAUUGGCUUUUUUCCUUUGUGGUGAAAUCGUUGAAAUUAUUUCUUGUUUACUUAUGUAGGCUGACUACAACGUGAUUUCCUAUUCUGACAAAAUGCGUUUGAAGACUGCAAUCGAGCUCUUGAAGGCCACUAAAGAUGUUGAAUCACAAGUUGAAAAGGUUGCAAAACGUCGCUAGUUUUUUUUACUUCUGUGGUUUGUAUUUAAAUAUUGCUGCAUCAUAGAGUAAAUCGCUAGAAAUCAGUUUCCUGCCAUGUUUUUCUAUACAGUUAGUAAUGCAUAAUACACCAUGAUUCCAGUUCCUUCGUCCUAUUAUUCCCUCUCUAAUCUGCGUUUCCUUAAUUAUUGAAUAGAUUACCAGACUAUGCAAGAAAUUCCACCAAACACAUGGUUUCCUCUAAUUAGAAAUGUAAAAUUAAGCUCCUCGAUUCUUUAAUGAAACCAAAUAUAACUCGUUAUCGCUAUCACAAAGCUAUGAUUUUCAUCUACAGUUUGUUUCAAAUUGCAUCGGCUGUCUUUUCCCCUAAUGUCUACCUUUUCCAUGCAUGAAGUAUUUUUUUUGUGUGCUACCAGAGCUAUGACUCUUCCAAGCUCCGAAGAUGCUCUUUAGUCUUCCUCUAUCAUAUUUUUUUUACCCAUGUGAAUGCGGCAACCGAUCAGAGCAUUUCUUUCUCGAGCACUAAUUUUAUGGCCGCAACCCAUCUCUCCUAUUAAUAGUAUCUACCACUUAUAUAAUCUCCUCUCCUGAUUUUAUUCACCCUCGAUUUUGGUUAUGUAUUUCAUGAGCCUACUUCUGCCAAAUCAGUCCACAUUUACGGUGCUUUCCGACUUUCUUCCCUGGUGUGUACUAAAACGCAUAGUUGAACUGUUUAGAAUAUCAAUUUCACUAGAAUAUGGUAUAGUUUAAGACACAGAUCCUCAGAGAUUAUAUUACUUGGGAACUAUAAAGUUCAAAUUAUUUUACUCUGGGUUUCUUCCCAUGAAGGCCUCACACUUUAUGUAUUCGAUUCAUUUUCUCUUUGCCAUUACUGAUGAUGCCCGGGCUCAAGAACAUAGCUGAAAUCUCUGCACUAGCUAGUUCUAUUUUUUAUGAAACCUUACUACCCCACAAGGAUUUACAGUAGUAGUAUAUUUUCAUUGAUGGCUGCUUACACAGCUAUAUCUCUAAUUUAUCUUUUCUCAAAGAUACAUCUGAUCAUCCUCACAGGUGUCUUCCCCUCUCUUGGUCCUCCAUGGGGCUGCUGACAAGGUCACAGACCCCCUGGUCAGCAAGUUCCUCUAUGACACCGCAUGCAGCCAAGACAAAACGAUGAAGAUCUAUGAGGAUGGGUACCAUUCUAUUUUGGAGGGGGAGCCCGACGACAGAAUUUCUACGGUGAUCUCUGACAUUAUCUCAUGGUUGGAUUCCCACUGUGCCCUUGUGUAG
This is a messenger RNA of Spirodela intermedia, 12803 nucleotides long. The record is from the annotation of a GenBank genome assembly. NCBI's taxonomy places the organism in Eukaryota, Viridiplantae, Streptophyta, Magnoliopsida, Alismatales, Araceae.